Asterias rubens (European starfish) is the source of this 822-nucleotide messenger RNA. RefSeq lists its product as uncharacterized. The transcript has a single exon. NCBI's taxonomy places the organism in Eukaryota, Metazoa, Echinodermata, Asteroidea, Forcipulatida, Asteriidae. The record is from RefSeq and is a predicted model, not a curated record. The coding region runs from base 1 to 822 and encodes 273 amino acids.
AUGCCCAAAACUGAUCCCCAAAGUGGUGACCCAGCCUUCGAGAUGGAAACUGAGCCGGUUCCGUCCACGUCCAAUCCGGUAGCUGCAGUAGUGCCACCGGCACCGGUUGCUGCCGCCGUAGCCCUCAAACUGCCGCCGUACUGGCCAAACGACCCGGUGAUAUGGUUCGCCCAAGUUGGGGCUCAAUUCCUCACCCGCAACAUCACCACAGAAAUAACCAAGUACUCCUAUGUUGUUGGGUCUUUACAACCACAAAUAACCCAGGAGGUCAUGGACCUAUUGAUUAAUCCCCCUGCUACACACCCUUACACCAAGCUCAAGGAGGAGCUUAUCAAGCGCACGAGCAAGUCUGAACAAAAACGCCUCCAGAAGCUCCUUACCACCGAAGAGCUAGGUGAUAAGAAACCAUCGCAACUGCUUUGCAAGAUGGAGCAACUGCUCGGCGCUCGCACCUUAGAGCCAUCCAUUUUGAAGCAAUUGUUUAUGCAACGACUGCCCACCAAUGUUCAACUGAUCCUCGCAUCGACCUCCUGUGACGUGGAUAUCACUCAACUAGCCAAACUCGCGGAUAAAAUCGUUGAAGUUGCGCCACCCGCACCAUCCAUCCAAGCCUGUGCCAUGGUCCCAGCACCCGCACCGUCACUUGUGGCUGCCGUAAAGUCACCUGUCGCGUCCGAUUUACAGCGAUUGCAAGCACAGGUUGAAAAGCUCACAACACAGAUGGAAAUGUUGGUUCGCCAAAAUCACUAUCGCGACAGCCGGAGCCAAAGUCGCGACAGCAGCCAGCAUCGCCGUCAUCGAAGCCCUUUCCACGUCGGGUGA